AUGUCGUCAUCUAGACAAUUAAUAAGUUCAAUAACAAUUUAUCUUGGUCUACCCAUAUUUAUAUGUGGUACUUUGGGAAAUUUACUUAAUAUUCGUCUUCUUUGGCGAACUCGUCAUAAUCCAUGUGCAUUCCUAUUUUUGGCUUUAUCAUUUAUUAAUUGUUUUAUCUUAGUUUAUGGUUUAUUCACAAGAAUAUUAAAUGUUGGCUUUUAUUUUGAUUGGUCAAGUACAAAUAUUAUUUGGUGUAAAACUCGCACGGCUUUUAGUCAAGCUGGUUAUUAUAUUUCAUUCACAUGUACUUGCUUAGCAAGUAUUGAUCGAUUUCUUGUUAGUUGUUGUCAAGAAAAAUAUAGAAAAUUAAGUCGAUUAUCCAUAGCUAUAUGGGCAGUCAUUUUAACAAUUAUAUUUUGGUUAAGUCUUUCUGUUCCUCAUUUAGUAUAUCUCGAAUUAUUACCAAGUCCAAGUACAGGUUUAAUAUCUUGUUCACUUGGUCGAUAUGAUACUUUUUCUAAUUAUGUAAAAUAUUUUUCAUUUCCUGUUUAUUAUGGUUUAUUACCAAGUAUAAUUUUGACAAUAACAGGUCUAUUGACAUAUAGAAAUACAAAUAAAUUACAAAUAAUUCGUCAAAGACAAAUAUUUCAAAAACAAUUAACAUCAAUGAUGCUUAUACAAAUUCCAAUUAUACUUGUUUCAACAGUACCAUAUGUAAUAUUUACAGAAUAUUCAUUAUCUACUGCAUCAAUGACUAAAUCUGCUAAUCAAAAAGCUAUUGAACUUGUGAUAUCAAAUAUUGUUUCAGUUACAUGUUAUAUAACAUUUGCAUGUCCAUUUUUUGUUUUCUUAGUUUCAUCAACAUCAUUCAGAAAAGAAGCAAAAAUGUUAUUUUUAUGUCGAAAACCAAUUUUAUUGAGAACUAAUCAAAUUCAACCAUUUUCCACACAUCCUACAAAAAAAAUACAAUCUAUAUCGAUGAGAACUAAUCAAAUGGCAUUCUACCCUACAAAUAGUUUGAAAAAAUAUAAAACCAACCAGAAUUAUUAA
Molecule: messenger RNA, 1041 nt
Organism: Rotaria sordida
Lineage: Eukaryota; Metazoa; Rotifera; Eurotatoria; Philodinida; Philodinidae
Source: the annotation of a GenBank genome assembly